CACAUAGAAGCCCCAGCCCCCUGCGAUGUAAUUCCUAAAUAUGGGAGCACGCCUCAUUUAUAAACAGUGAAGAGGGGCCGAGAUCACUCACUGUUUCAUCUCAAGAGCUACAGUACUGAACAUCCUACCACACACUUCAUAACGUUAUUGUAAACCUUUUGGUCCAGUAAAUAUGGCAGAUUCCCAGAUGGCUGACUUUGGGGUAGUGGCCCCCUACCUGCGGAAAUCAGAGAAGGAGCGUCUGGAGACACAAACACGCCCCUCCGACAUGAAGAAGGAGAGCUUCAUGCCCGAUGCUGAGGAGGAGUAUGUGAAAGGCAACAUUGUCAGCCGUGACGGAGGUAUAGUUACUGCUGAGACUGAGAAAGGGAAGCACAAGAAUCUGGAGGCAAAGGAGGUAAAGGAGGAAAGAAGAAGGGUUCCUCCUUCCAGACUGUGUCGGCUCUGCACAGGGAGAACCUGAACAAGCUGAUGACAAACCUGAGGUCAACCCACCCUCACUUUGUGCGCUGCAUCAUCCCCAAUGAGACCAAGACCCCUGGGGCC
Molecule: messenger RNA, 546 nt
Organism: Paramormyrops kingsleyae
Lineage: Eukaryota; Metazoa; Chordata; Actinopteri; Osteoglossiformes; Mormyridae
Source: RefSeq, a predicted model, not a curated record